Molecule: messenger RNA, 1570 nt
Organism: Phoenix dactylifera (date palm)
Lineage: Eukaryota; Viridiplantae; Streptophyta; Magnoliopsida; Arecales; Arecaceae
Product: vacuolar protein sorting-associated protein 26A
Biological process (GO): intracellular protein transport
Source: RefSeq, a predicted model, not a curated record
AGAAUGCCGUCCGUCGUAGCGUAGUGUCUCCGACUGCAUCCGUACACGAUCCGAACGUUCCUCCGUCCCAAACCGAGCUUCUCUUCAAACCCCCCCUCUCCCUUUCUCGACGUUCUGAGGAAUCCCCGUCUCCGCCCCUCGCUCCUCCACCGCGCGCCGUCGGUGUCCAUCUCCUCCAGCGACGCUCCGCCUUCCGCCACUCCCCGUGGAGUUUAGCCGUCUUCUCGUCCAAUCUUCUCGUAGUUCGAGAUUUCCGCGAGCGAUCGGGAUCUGGAGUUGCUCGAGUCGUCCGAUCUUCGCCGUGUCUAAGUGAUAUUGUCGGAGAGGUUAGAAACAGUCGGAGUAGGAGUGGAGAAUCAAGGGGGAAUCAAGGGUAAGGGUGAUUUAUUCAGAUCAGUUCUUGAUUGCUAAAAGGAUGAAUUUCAUUGUUGGAGCAUUCAAGCCACCAUGUAACAUCACAAUCACCUUUUCUGAUGGGAAGACUAGAAAACAGGCUUCAAUAAAGAAGGAUAAUGGUAAGACCGCUAUGGUCCCACUUUUCCAAAGUCAAGAAACCAUAUCUGGGGAGGUGAUUAUCGAUCCUAUUCAAGGAAAGAAGGUCGAACACAAUGGUAUCAAAGUUGAGCUCCUUGGUCGGAUAGAGCUGUAUUUUGACAGAGGCAAUUUUUAUGACUUCACUUCCCUUGUGCGUGAAUUAGAUGUUCCUGGUGAAAUAUAUGAAAGGAAAACAUACCCAUUCGAAUUUUCUACUGUUGAAAUGCCGUAUGAGUCAUAUAAUGGGAUAAAUGUCAGAUUGAGGUAUAUCUUGAAAGUAACAGUCAGUCGUAAUUAUGUCAGCAAUAUUGUGGAAUACCAGGAGUUCUGUGUUCACAAUUAUACUCCUCUUCCAACAAUAAACAACAGCAUCAAGAUGGAAGUUGGAAUUGAAGAUUGUUUGCACAUUGAAUUUGAAUACAACAAAAGCAAGUAUCAUCUGAAGGAUGUUAUCAUUGGCAAAAUAUACUUUCUUCUAGUAAGAAUUAAAAUAAAAAAUAUGGAGCUCGAGAUUAGACGACGUGAAUCCACUGGAUCAGGGCCUAAUACAUAUGUUGAGACUGAGACCCUUGCAAAAUUUGAGUUGAUGGAUGGUGCUCCUGUAAGAGGGGAAUCGAUUCCGAUUAGAUUAUUCCUGAGUCCAUAUGAGUUGACGCCAACUUAUCGCAACAUUAACAACAAAUUCAGUGUGAAGUAUUUCCUAAAUUUAGUUCUUGUGGAUGAGGAGGAUCGGCGGUACUUCAAGCAGCAAGAAAUCACAGUAUACCGCCUUCAAGAAACUUCUUGACCUUCCCUUCGGAGAACCCACCGAAGCCUGAUUGGACUCCUCAUGGGCCUCAGCUUUGACUGUGUAGAUGCACAGCAAUCUGGAGGCUUGUGUGUGUUAAUUGUGUAUAUAUCAGCCAGUUGGUCUUUGUUUCCGUUAAGUUAUGGAUUUUCCCACAAAACGCAAUCUUUCUUUUUCAGCCUGUUGUUUGUUUCUGGAGUUGAAAUUACCAUAUCUUUGGUCAUUGAGAUUCUUACUUGACUUGCUGAC